Aricia agestis (brown argus) is the source of this 1195-nucleotide messenger RNA. Its product is annotated as trypsin-7-like. Gene Ontology annotation, molecular function: serine-type endopeptidase activity. Bases 73 to 1098 code for a protein of 341 amino acids. The record is from RefSeq and is a predicted model, not a curated record. The transcript has 7 exons. Gene Ontology annotation, biological process: proteolysis. NCBI's taxonomy places the organism in Eukaryota, Metazoa, Arthropoda, Insecta, Lepidoptera, Lycaenidae.
AAAUUUUAUUUGUUUCCAGUUUCAUAAUGUUAUGAAAACUAUACAAGAAUUUUAUUUCUUUUGGUUUCCAAUAUGAUUAUUUGUGUGUGUAUUAUUUGUUUCGUGUGUAGUUCAGUCUCAUAUUGUUUCAAUGCUCCUCGAGUGAAUUUCAAAGUAGAUAUCGUUAGAACUGACAUAGAGUCAGCCGAGCCGAGUCGUCGUAACUAUGAGGCUCCUGAGCCGAAGCCCGCUUUGAGGAUAAUGGGCGGGAGCGACGCGGACAUCAGCAACCAUCCGUACGUGGCGGCCAUCUUGAUCCACGACCGGCUGUGGUGCGCCGGCUCCAUCGUCGACGUCGACUGGGUGCUCACUGCUGCGCACUGCUUGAAUUAUGUGAUCUUCGUGGAUCCCAUGAGAGGAUUGCAGGAUUACGUGAAGGUCCGCGUGGGCAGCUCCAAGCCCCUCGAGGGUGGGAAGCUGGUGGAUAUUGUGGGUGCCGUCAGCCAUCCCAAGUUUGAGGAGGAGCCGGUCCCUCACGCUGACAUCGCCCUGCUCAAAUUGGCUGGGAGAUUGAGAUUUAGCAGUUCCGUAAGAGCUAUAAAAAUAUUCGAGGGCUUUGUAGAGCCUUAUCCUCAGAGCUUUGUUCUAGUGUGCGGUUGGGGAGCCACUAAGUCCAACGAAGAUUUCGAGGAACACCCGCCUGAUCUGCUGACCGCUCGGCUCAAGGUUCGCACACAGACGUACUGCGAGGACGCGUACGAGCUAGUCAGCGGGUUUCGCUACGACAACGACUUCUUUUGCGCUUCACUGCGGAACGGAACGAGGGAUGCCUGUUUGUUCGACGCGGGGGCGCCGGCCGUGCAGCAGAACCGUCUGAUGGGCGUCAUGAGCUUCGGCCCCAAGCGCUGCGGUGACGAAAUACAGCCGCCCGUCUUCAUAAAGGCAUACUAUUUUAGGGACUUCGUAGCGCGUACUAUAGCAUCGUACAAGACGACACGGGAGCAGGCCGAAGCGCAGAUUAAUGUGGAGUACGAGUCCACAUUCAGUGGGAACACCACGAUGGAACCGGAGUACGUUAGAGAGGCAACCGAGGAAGAUUUUGGUGUAGAUGAUCAGUGAACACGCUGAAUACUAAAUACAACUAUAGCGUUAACAACUGUACAAGCUUUAUUAUUUCAUGUCAAGACUUCCAUAAUGUUACUAAGUCCUUGUGGUA